Jaculus jaculus (lesser Egyptian jerboa) is the source of this 972-nucleotide messenger RNA. Its product is annotated as olfactory receptor 5H8-like. The coding region runs from base 1 to 972 and encodes 323 amino acids. Gene Ontology annotation, cellular component: membrane. The record is from RefSeq and is a predicted model, not a curated record. The transcript is spliced from 2 exons. NCBI's taxonomy places the organism in Eukaryota, Metazoa, Chordata, Mammalia, Rodentia, Dipodidae. Gene Ontology annotation, biological process: sensory perception of smell; G protein-coupled receptor signaling pathway. Gene Ontology annotation, molecular function: G protein-coupled receptor activity; odorant binding; olfactory receptor activity.
AUGGAAAAGGAGAAUGUAUCAUUGCUGACAGAAUUUGUUCUCACAGGACUUGCACAUCCACCACAGUGGAAAAUUCCUCUGUUCCUGGUGUUUUUCGUGAUCUAUAUCAUGACUCUUGUGGGGAACCUUGGUCUCAUCGCUCUCAUCUGGAAUGACCCACACUUGCACAUCCCCAUGUACUUAUUUCUCGGGAGCUUAGCCAUUGUGGACACUUGGUUAUCAUCCACAGUGACACCAAAGAUGCUGGUCAGUUUCUUAGCUGAGAAUACGCUGAUGGCUCUGUCUGAGUGCAUGGCACAAUGUUUUUCCUUUAUAGUCAGUGCAACUACAGAAUGCUUUCUCUUAGCAGCAAUGUCCUAUGAUCGCUAUGCAGCCAUAUGCAAACCUUUACUCUACCCUGUAAUAAUGACGAAUAGACUGUGCAUCCAUCUGUUAGUCUUGUCCUUUGUAGGUGGACUUCUUCAUGCUUUAAUUCACAAUGGUUUUUUAUUCAGAUUAACGUUCUGUAAAUCCAAUAUCAUACAUCACUUUUAUUGUGACCUCAUCCCACUCUUUAAGAUUUCCUGUACUGACCCAUCUUUUAAUUUUCUAAUGGUUUUUAUUUUCUCUGGUUCAAUUCAGCUAUUCACUAUUUUGACUAUCCUUGUGUCUUACACACUUAUUAUCUUUACAAUCCUAAAAAGUAAGUCUGUCAAAGGCAUAAGGAAAGCCCUCUCCACCUGUGGAGCCCAUUUCUCAUCUGUGACUCUGUACUAUGGCCCUCUUCUCUUCAUGUAUGUGCGCCCUGCGUCUCCGCAAGUAGACAGUCAAGACAUGAUGGUUUCUCUCUUUUAUACUGUCAUAAUCCCUGUGUUAAACCCAAUUAUCUAUAGUCUGAGAAAUAAGCAAGUUCAAGAUUCAGUGGAAAAAACAAUAAAAGUGACUAUCUUUCUCAUUUGGAUUUAUGGCCUACCUAUGACAGAAUGUUACUGA